AUGCUGUUGGGACAUCGCGCGCCUCUUCCCCCGAGCUGUCACGAGCCCGAGCGGAUCGGUGCCACCCUGGGCGCUUCGGGCACGAGCGUCGGUUCACCCGCGCCGCGCGUCUUGCGCGUCUUCACCUUGGCCGGCGACUGCGUCCUGGAGAAGACUUACCAGGAGAUGCGGCCCUCCAGCCAAAUCGCCGAGGUCAUUCACAUGCUUUGCCAGAAGAUGGACCUGAAGCCAUGCCGGCUGCAGUUGUUGGAUGGCCGCAGGCGCCUUCAGCCACACCAUGCGCUGAAGUCCAUUUGGACUUCAGGCUCAGACUUGGAACUGCAGGUGGUCGUUGUGCCUGGGCCCUCACUGGACUUGGAGCGGGAUUUGACCUUGAGCAACCCGGAGGUCCUGGAGGUGCGGCACUGGCAGAGAACGGUGGCCGUGCGGAUCAGACCUGCAAGGCUCUUGGAGAGCCUGGCGGAGGAGGUGAAGUUGCACCACCGGGUCACCCUGAGUUCGCCGCGGAUCUUUGGCAAAGUUCACAGUUCCAGUGCCGACAUGGAAGAAAUGGUGCUGAACACUGCACCCGUGGAUGACAGCGGGCCUGGAUGUGACCUGGUGCUGGAGCUGGAUGAGGGUUUCUACGGCGGCCUGGACACUGGGUUCCGCUCGCUGAAGAUGUACUACGGCGACUUGGGGCGGUUCGGCGUCGGAGUCCUUCGACGUCGGAGACCGAACGACCCGACCGACGUCGGAGACGGGUGA
This is a messenger RNA of Durusdinium trenchii, 747 nucleotides long. The record is from the annotation of a GenBank genome assembly. Lineage: Eukaryota; Dinophyceae; Suessiales; Symbiodiniaceae.